AUGCAGCAACUUUUCCAAGGCAUGCGCCUGCUUAGGCUGGGUUACAAUACUAGCGGGUAUGCUUCUACCACGCUUGCGACCAAAUCUUUAUUACAGUUCCUUAAAGAAAGAUCGCCACAGACUACAAUACGCAUCCAAUCCCAACUGUUUUCAAGCUCGCGUCUUCCAUCCUCAAACCCCCCAAAGAACGGGAAAGAGGCAAAACUAAACCCGGACAAAAUCAAAGGCCCUGGAGGUCUGACAUUGACGCAAAUUGGAAAGCUGGUUCAAGACAGUGCAGCCAGAGACCGAGCACAUCAAGCAUCAGAAAAGUCAUCUGGAGGAGCAGGAAGUCAAUCCUCGAAAAAAUAA
Messenger RNA from Orbilia oligospora ATCC 24927, 351 nucleotides. RefSeq lists its product as uncharacterized. NCBI's taxonomy places the organism in Eukaryota, Fungi, Ascomycota, Orbiliomycetes, Orbiliales, Orbiliaceae. Bases 1 to 351 code for a protein of 116 amino acids. The transcript has a single exon. The record is from RefSeq and is a predicted model, not a curated record.